Penaeus indicus is the source of this 3687-nucleotide messenger RNA. RefSeq names its product tubulin--tyrosine ligase-like protein 12 (gene TTLL12). Gene Ontology annotation, cellular component: cytoplasm. The annotation marks the transcript as partial. The record is from RefSeq and is a predicted model, not a curated record. NCBI's taxonomy places the organism in Eukaryota, Metazoa, Arthropoda, Malacostraca, Decapoda, Penaeidae. The transcript has 8 exons. Gene Ontology annotation, biological process: protein modification process.
UGCUCUUCACCAAAAAAAAGAAAGUAUUUAACUUGUAAUUUCUCCCACCCUUCCCAGUCCGGACACAUUAGCGAGACACUUCCAGACCCAGAUUCUGUCGUGGCGGACCUCCCAAAGGAUAGGCCGCUGCGGGUAUUUGCUGAGUACGAGUAUGUUAGGGACUACCUUACCGACAGCCGUUUUGUGGUAACGGAUGUUGCGGAAGAGGCCGACAUUCUUUGGCUUGUCACACACUUCAAAGAUUACAAGGGUCUUCGUGAAAAACCACACUGUCGAGUAAACCAGUUCCCCUGUGAGCACUUGAUAACUGUGAAGGACCUCCUGGCCAUUGUGUGCAGAAGGGCUGCAGACCAAGAAAAGAGUGAGGAGAAGGAAACAAGUGGACCCUCUUGGCUUCCUGUGACUUAUUGCUUAAAAAGGGAGCUUGUGAAGUUUGUUUCGCUCUUUCAGAGGAGAGAAAAGCGGGGAGAGGAUAACCACUGGAUCAUUAAACCCUGGAACCUAGCACGAGGCCUGGACCACACCAUCACCAAUAAUAUAAACCACAUUGUUCGGUUGCCUGCCACUGGCCCAAAGAUUGCUCAGAAGUACAUAUCAAACCCAGUCCUGUUCCACAGAGAUGACAUCAACUGUGAUGUCAAGUUUGAUGUCCGCUACAUUGUGAUGCUGCUAAAUGUGAAACCAUUGAAGGUUGCUGUGUACAAACGCUUCUGGAUUAGAUUUGCCAACAAGCAGUUUGAAUUGAAUGGGUUGGAUGAUCCUCAGAAGCAUUUUACAGUUAACAAUUAUAAUGAUGCAUAUCUCCUGCAGAUGUACUGUCACGACUUCAUCGCCAAAUUUAAUGCUCAGAAUCCGGAACAUCCAUGGAAAAUUACAGAGAAAAAAUUGUUUGACAUAUUUCUCCAGGUCUUCAAGGCAGCCACCUCCCAAGAUGCUCCCGGCGGCAUCCCCCAGAACGCUCAGUGCAAAGGGUUCUAUGGGUUUGACAUCAUGCUGGAGUGGGUGGAGAAGGAUGGUCAGAAAACCAUGCAGCCAUUAAUUCUGGAAGUCAAUUUCAACUCAGAUUGUAAAAGGGCUUGUGAAUAUUAUCCUGAAUUCUUCAAUGAUGUUUUCAGUGUCAUGUUCUGUGAUGAAACAGAUGGUCAUAAUGUUGCAGUUCUUCAGUAAAUUGCAGACUACCCUUGUAUGCCUUGUCAUACUCUGUGAUAUGUACUAGAUUCUCUCUGCAAAUGUUGAAAUUGUCUUUGUAAACACAAAAGCUGUAAUUUCAUUGAACAUCAUGUGUGGUAUUAGCAUGACCUUUUUUUGUUUGUUUGUGUUUAAUGGUGGUCUUGAAAGUAUUUAAACAAACUCCUCUUCAUGUUUUUUAGGAUAAUGAAACCUGACCUUUUGAAGUAUUUUGGUGGAUAUUGCAUGUCAAUUUGCCUUGCUGGCCUCACUGUGGUAGAAAUUGCACACCUAUAGAACAUAACAAGGCACAGAAAUUGUGAUUUUUUUUUUCUUUUUUUUAAUGGAGAAAGAGAUUUCCAGUGUAAUAAUCUCAGUUUUUCCUGGGACGUCCCCCAAGGGCAUGGCCAUAUCCCUGAGCAGGAGAUUUCAGGCGUAAAACCAUAUUAUAGAACUUUCCCAGUUAAUGGAUAGAGUGUAAUUGAGAGCAUGCUGGUGCAUUAUUAUAGGUUGUGUAAUAAAAACUUGAGGCUUUUGCACUGCACAUAUUAUUUGAUGUAUGAAUAUAUUGCAGAUGCUCAUUUCCAUGAUGGAAUUUCCUAGUUACCUCCAGCUCGUAAACAUUCCACAGCUCUCAACAAAUUGACAAAAUUGUUCUUAUGUGUUGUAUCUCAUGAUGAAAAAAAAGUUUGCUCACAUCACUUUGAAAUAUAAACAAAAGACGAAAUUAACAUCUGCGAUAAAAUCACAAUGUUCGCAGCUCAAAAUAUGUCGGUUAGUGUUUUGUAGCCUUGCAUGCGGACAAUCACAUUAUCCUGGAUAUUUAAUUACAUCUCUUAACACAGCAGUAUUUGUGGGUUGUGUAUUGAUAAGGUUAUUGUGGUGUAAUGCUUAGUGAAGUGCCUGUAAUUCUUAGAUAUGUAUAAUAGAAUCAAUCACAAAAAGUGUUUUCCUCCUUUAAACUCUGUUGCAGAGGACAAUAUAUUCACUGGAAUAUGAAUUCAUUAUUGGUAAUAGAGGAGUUGUCAAAGAAUACAUAAUGUAAGAAACAAACUAUUUUCCGUGGAUGAUUAUUUUAUAAGUUUCUUCUUUUUUUUUUUUAAUGGAGAAAGAGAUUUCCAGUGUAAUAAUCUCAGUUUUUCCUGGGACGUCCCCCAAGGGCAUGGCCAUAUCCCUGAGCAGGAGAUUUCAGGCGUAAAACCAUAUUAUAGAACUUUCCCAGUUAAUGGAUAGAGUGUAAUUGAGAGCAUGCUGGUGCAUUAUUAUAGGUUGUGUAAUAAAAACUUGAGGCUUUUGCACUGCACAUAUUAUUUGAUGUAUGAAUAUAUUGCAGAUGCUCAUUUCCAUGAUGGAAUUUCCUUGUUACCUCCAGCUCGUAAACAUUCCACAGCUCUCAACAAAUUGACAAAAUUGUUCUUAUGUGUUGUAUCUCAUGAUGAAAAAAAAGUUUGCUCACAUCACUUUGAAAUAUAAACAAAAGACGAAAUUAACAUCUGCGAUAAAAUCACAAUGUUCGCAGCUCAAAAUAUGUCGGUUAGUGUUUUGUAGCCUUGCAUGCGGACAAUCACAUUAUCCUGGAUAUUUAAUUACAUCUCUUAACACAGCAGUAUUUGUGGGUUGUGUAUUGAUAAGGUUAUUGUGGUGUAAUGCUUAGUGAAGUGCCUGUAAUUCUUAGAUAUGUAUAAUAGAAUCAAUCACAAAAAGUGUUUUCCUCCUUUAAACUCUGUUGCAGAGGACAAUAUAUUCACUGGAAUAUGAAUUCAUUAUUGGUAAUAGAGGAGUUGUCAAAGAAUACAUAAUGUAAGAAACAAACUAUUUUCCGUGGAUGAUUAUUUUAUAAGUUUCUUCUUUUUUUUUUUUUGUUAAGUUUAAUCACAUGCUCAAUUUGUUUAAUAAUUAUGGUCAAAUUCCAUAAUGUUACUGUUUCACUUUGUUACAUUGUAUUGAAAUGUAUAUUUUAUUUGCCUUAAGUUGAGGCUGAAAUAUAUGCAAAUGUAUGAUGUAGUACAGGAUGAAUGUUAUAGGUAAGGGAUAACAAUAGUAGUCAAAAUUAACCACCCUUUUGCAGAAGGAAAGUAAAGUUUAGGGAAAGGAGAGUUACCCCUCAUACAAGAUUAUGAAUCACGAGUAGAAGGCGAGAUACUGAAUGUUAGAUAAUGACAUGUGAGGUUCCUUAUUGCUGUUGGUAAAGAGAAGUAGAUUGUGAGGCUUUUUGUUAUUAAAGACAGAAAAGUUAAAGACACCUUUAUGUCCCAAGGAGCCACUGACUCAGAAUCACAAUAGAUCACAAAUUACUACUAAAAAGUUCAUCCUGUAUUGUUUAUGAGUGAAUAGAUUAUGUUGUUGAAGGAAAGGCAAGAAUGUAGGAGUGUAUUAAGUUUCUCUCAUAUUGAGAUAAUUUAUUGUUAGUAAUACUAGAUAUGUUCUUUUGUUUACAUCAUCUUAUUGGUGCAGUGGCUAUUUAUGUUUUGAUUAUUUAGCCAUUCUGUAUUGUAAGAAAGUAUUAAAAACUUUAUUUUA